UCAUGUGUUGUUUAUUUUCAAUAUUACGUCAUCGUGCUAAUGGAAACCAUCUUUAGGCUUGGAAUUUUAAGCACUGUACCGUUCUUCAUUGAUUUAUUAUCGUGUAUUGAAAUCAGUUCGGUUCGCAGUUUAGUGUUAACAAGUGUCUGAAGAUGUUGAAAGCGUGCUGGGAUUGUUGGACAGGAAGCGGUGUGGAAAAUGGGCGUGGUGAUGGCGUAUAUGACACUCAGUUGAAUGGAGGCAGCGAGAGCGUUCCCCUGCGGCCGGCGCGAUCGACAGAAAGAAACAUGUUUGUGAUACCGCGGGCGCUGAGCUACGGAGAUUCCUUGGAGGUCUCUUGCACUAUCAAUGAUCCUAACAGAUUCACUGCCAAUUUGUUGACGGGAUCACCGUGGCCAGACAAUAAUAAUAUUGCCUGUCAAAUAGAUAGUGAUUUCCAGAGAAAUGAAAUAGCGGUCAGAGUCAUAGAAAAUGGUCAGCAAGCCAUUCCAGAAUCUGACCAGGUUAAAGGCCAAGCCAAUGGUAUGAUGUCAGGUUCCUCAGAUGUAUUAUUAGAAUUCAAAUUUCAAGGAGGCUAUGGAAGAACUACUGUGGAAAUGUAUAUAAAUCGAUCAUUUUUAGAUGUCCUUCAAUUGAAACAUGAUGUUGAAAAAAUAACAUUUUUGGAAAUGUUAGGUGAUGUGAAGGUUACCGGACUAAAUUUUAAAUUUGCUUAAUAAUCAUGUACAUAAUAUUUAUGUAUACAUAUUUUUAUUAGAUAAUCAUCA
Molecule: messenger RNA, 767 nt
Organism: Cydia amplana
Lineage: Eukaryota; Metazoa; Arthropoda; Insecta; Lepidoptera; Tortricidae
Exons: 4
Coding region: 153-716 (187 amino acids)
Molecular function (GO): carbohydrate binding
Source: RefSeq, a predicted model, not a curated record